GCAGCUGUCAGGCCACCGAGGUCCAAGCUGCACUUGCUGCCCCACUGAGGACGGGGAGGCAGUAGGAGCAGUGACAGUGUCGCUGAGGAGCCGGGCGGCCGGCUCUCAGAGCUGACUGUCUGGUACCCGUGGCUCUCUUCUAUCUUUGUCCCAUUGUGUCGGAAUCCUAGAACAGAAAAACAACAACAACAAGAAAAAGACAAGAUUGUGACAAAGACCCAACUGGGUUAUCUUGGUUAGAAACUCUUCCCCAUCUGGUGCUGCAACAAUGAGUGGUAAAUCCCUGCUCUUAAAGGUCAUUCUCUUGGGUGAUGGUGGAGUUGGGAAAAGCUCGCUUAUGAACCGUUAUGUAACGAAUAAAUUUGACUCCCAGGCUUUUCAUACCAUAGGGGUAGAGUUCUUAAAUCGAGAUCUGGAGGUAGAUGGACGUUUUGUAACUCUCCAGAUCUGGGACACUGCAGGACAGGAACGUUUCAAGAGUCUUAGAACACCCUUCUACAGGGGAGCAGACUGCUGCCUCUUGACCUUCAGUGUGGAUGACCGACAGAGCUUUGAGAACCUUGGUAACUGGCAGAAAGAAUUCAUCUACUAUGCAGAUGUGAAAGACCCUGAGCACUUCCCUUUUGUAGUUCUGGGUAACAAGGUAGACAAAGAGGAUAGGCAAGUGACUACUGAGGAGGCACAAGCCUGGUGCAUAGAGAAUGGAGAUUACCCUUAUCUAGAAACAAGUGCCAAAGAUGAUACUAAUGUGACAGUGGCCUUUGAAGAAGCUGUCAGGCAGGUGUUGGCUGUAGAGGAACAGUUGGAGCAUUGCAUGUUAGGUCACACUAUUGACUUGAACAGUGGUUCCAAAGCAGGAUCUUCAUGUUGUUAAAAGUAAGAAGCCUUUUAAAGGUGUACCCCAAAUUGGUCAGUCAAUAGUGUAAGAAUAACUGUGCCCCUCUAAGAGUGCGCACACACACACAAAAAGAAAGGGUAAGAGAUAAAGUUGUAAUUGUUAAUUAGAGCCUUUCAAGCUGAAGUUGUAAAGCAACUUUUUAAAGAGUGCUUUAUCAAGCCAAGUGUAUUUUGCGUGAUUUCUGCUAUUUCCUUCUUGUGUGCAUCAGGACACUUCAGAAAACUUUAGUCCUGAGAGAUUUAAAUAUUUUUUCAAAUCACAGUUUAAACUUUGAACCCAGCUGCAUGAAGGAAUUAAAGAGCUAUAGCUAUUCCUUAAAGUGUUCCAUUAAUCAACUAAUAAAUGUCACCACCAACUCUUGCCAAACAGUUUCUGACAUGUCUGCCAAAGGGGGAAAAUAAUACUCUGAGCUUUAUUACAAUAAAAUAAUAAUGCAAACAAGGAUUUCCUAAGCUUGAAUUAUAAAGAGGUUGUAAUGAUUAGGAAUACAAAAGUAUAAUGAUGUACACUGCCUUGUUUAAACCUUUAUGUAUGCUUUGCUGCCAUCUGAGCUUUUCAAAAUAUACCACCUCAAUAAGAGAUACACUGAUGACAUUGGAAAUUGAUUAUACUCCUUGUGUUUGAAGUAACAGGGUACUAGAGAAUGUAUUAUGCUUAAAUAUGCCAACCACCCUUGCAAAUAAAUGGUUGGUCUGCUUUUACUUCAUAAGUCUACUUUUGCUGCCUAGGGAUGUUGCUUCUCUGACAACCUCUUAUCAAUUUAGCAAUGCUGCUUAGUAUAUGGCUUUGGAUGCAGUGCUCUCUGCUCAUAAUUUUGAUGGUCAUUUGGUCCAUCAUGCUGUGCUCUCAGAGAAGCCUUCAGAAAAGAGUGGGGGAUAAUGGGCUUUUCUCACAAGCAUCCUUAACUCCAAUAUUUAUUGUAUACGAAGAAACUGGGUUUUUGUUGUUGUUGUUGUUUUGUAUGUUGUACUGUAUGUUCAGCUGGCCAAACUAGGAUAUUAAAAAUGACAAGAGAGCAUACUUUAACCCAGCAUUAGAAUUAAGUUCUCGUAAUUAGAAUUGUCCAACAGUGGAAUGGACUGCCUUAAUAGUAAACUUUCCAGUAAAAAUAUUCAAGUAGAUGCUGGAUGACCAUGUGUUAAAAUACCAUUAAAAGGAUUUCUGUACUGGCUGAAUGUUUCUUUUCAGGUCCCUUCCAGCUCUAAGUUCUAUAAGUCUGUAAGCUACAAACUACAUUUCAGUGCCAUGUUACAAUUAGAUGCUUCUUAAGACAAUAGCUAAGACUAUGGAGAGGGACUUUUAAAAUGCUCAAACUAUUCUGGGAUCAGCAUUUAACAGUAACUACAUAGCUCUAUCUUUUGCUUUUGUAAUAAGGCAGGAAAAAUUCUUGAGAUCUGAGUAAUAAUUAUGAGCCCAGAUAAAAAUGUCCUAAAGAAAGCAUAUUAAAAUACAAAAGUGGUUUGUCAAAAUUUGAUUACUAUGACUGAUAGCUAUCUAUAUGCCUUCUGGUUCUUGUUGGUUGACUUGUUUGUCCUGCAUAGCUUUUUAUCUGUACUUUUUAAACAUCUAUGAUAAAAAUAGUGACCCAAGUUAGUGAGGAGCAAUUAUAAAUGACCCCCAAAAGACACCUGGGCCAAGGAGGGGGUGGGAGCUUUCACAAGAAUACAGCUUAGAAUUCUCCCUUGUAGUCACAUAUGGAAUCAGCCUUACACAUGGGACCUUAUGUACUUUAAGAGCUCUGGGACUUUUUGGCCACCUAGACAAAUUUAAGAUGGCAUUUCAACCCAGUCGUAUUCAAUAUUUCCAAUUUAAAUAUAGUCCUGACCCCAUUGGCAAACUAACAUUUAUGCCAGAAGUCAAAGACAGAACUGGGACCCUGUAGCUCAUAAGAAUUGGUCCCUAUCCUGCCUAUGCCUAUAGCCAGCCACACUGGUUUCCAAAUUUUAUGAUCAUUUUGCUACAAUCAUGUUAGGGUGAAAAUCUGUACGUCAGAACUGUUAAAUGCUAACUGUUUUAAAGUGCAUGAGACCUGGGGCCUUCUCUUUCUACUUGCACUCUGCUUAAAAUAGUUUCUAUUUGUAGAUCUCAGGCCUUCAUAAAGACCUCCAUUCACUCACAAAAGUACUUGUCUCUAUCAGAACGGCAUGUGGUCAUUUAAGUAAAAAAAAAAAAAAAGCGUGGAUAUCCCAUUCAUAGGUCUCCUGUCCAUUCAACACAAGUGUUAAUUUUAUUGGCAGGUCAACUGAAGCCCCUUUCCUCUUAGCCAUGCCAACUUUUUUUCUGCCAAAUCACUAUACAAUAUCUUUAAAAAAAGCAUUUAACAUUAAGUGACAAAAAACAGUGGUAUUUUGGUGAGCAAUACUCAGUGAGGUGUUGCUGUAUAAUUUGAAUAAGAUUAAAAAACAUCAAAAGCUGAGAUCUGUGAGUCCCAGGAACUGUGCAUAUAGGCUUAGAAAUUGUGUACCGAGAAUGUGCAGUGCAGUAUUUUCAGUAGUUUUUUUUCAUGAACACUAAGUUUUUGAAUAAGCUAUUUCUAAUUGAAACUAUACUGUUUUUCAAUGGUUCAUUAGAAUGUCAUACAGAAUAUUUAUUUUGUAUUUUCAUGUAUUGGGCUAAUAUCAGGGGGCCUCAGAUUCCAUAUGUCUUCAGUGGAUUGAUAAAUUUCAGGUUAAUUUGUGCCUGCCUCAGCCAUCUCUACUUUACCCGGAGGUAUUCCACAAUCCUCUUGUUGCAGGUGCUGCUAAAAACUCAAAAUUGUGUAUCAGAUGUUUUGUUUCAAGUGUAAAAAGUCAUCUGUGUUAAAGUAAAUAAAAAGUGCUUUUUGA
Myotis myotis is the source of this 3723-nucleotide messenger RNA. It is a transcript of the gene RAB9B, whose product is annotated as RAB9B, member RAS oncogene family. The transcript has 3 exons. The coding region runs from base 269 to 874 and encodes 201 amino acids. Gene Ontology annotation, molecular function: GTPase activity; GTP binding. The record is from RefSeq and is a predicted model, not a curated record. Gene Ontology annotation, cellular component: lysosome; late endosome; phagocytic vesicle. Gene Ontology annotation, biological process: retrograde transport, endosome to Golgi; Rab protein signal transduction. NCBI's taxonomy places the organism in Eukaryota, Metazoa, Chordata, Mammalia, Chiroptera, Vespertilionidae.